Molecule: messenger RNA, 3762 nt
Organism: Neodiprion fabricii
Lineage: Eukaryota; Metazoa; Arthropoda; Insecta; Hymenoptera; Diprionidae
Product: nardilysin-like
Exons: 14
Coding region: 52-3558 (1168 amino acids)
Biological process (GO): proteolysis
Molecular function (GO): metal ion binding; metalloendopeptidase activity
Source: RefSeq, a predicted model, not a curated record
AGUGUCACGGGGCUGCCCUACACUCGUCUGCCAUCAUCCGCCACAUAUCACAUGGUGGUAUCUUCAAAAAUAAGUCUGUUCAAAAUUUUAAACAGAUGCAUAAAUAAAACAAUCUUUGUUAGUCAAAUAAUGCCAAAGCGGCUUUCUCACAAGCAGUCGAAUUCACCCAAGAAAAAGUUCAGAUUAAAUUACGAUUCAGUUAAUAUGCCAAAGCCUGUCUGCAUCACGGAAGAUCCAAACCCCCUUCAGGCUGACAAGCCUCAGAAUAAGCCUCAUCCCGUCGAAUCCCUAAAUAUGGCUGAACUGGAAAAAUGUAUUCAGAAAAAUUCUACCACUUGCGAGUACCUCGACACACCAGUCAAGUCUGAAAAUGACAAAAAGGACUACAGAGUUAUCAAACUGCCAAAUGGAUUGACAGCGCUGCUCAUAUCUGAUGUUAGAUCCAUCUCUGCUGAUCAAGUUGACGAUGAUGACGACGACGAUGAUUAUACUGAUGAAGAAGAAAGUGGGUCUGAAGAAAGUGGAUCUGAAUCUGACGAAGAAGUGGAGGAUAACGAUGCUGCGAGUGAUCUGAGCGAUGGAGAUAUUGAUUCUCAUGGGAAUAAACCUCCAAGAAGAGAAGAGAAAAUGGCAGCCUGUGGCUUGUGUGUUGGAGUUGGUAGUUUUAGCGAUCCCUCUGAAAUACCGGGUAUGGCACAUUUUUUGGAACACAUGGUGUUCAUGGGCUCUGAAAAGUAUCCUCAGGAAAAUGAUUUCAGUUCUUUUGUUUCGAAACAUGGUGGGUCUGAUAACGCUUCAACUGGAUACGAGGAGACAACAUUUUACUUUGAAAUUCAAGAAAAACAAUUAUUUUCCGCGUUAGAUCGCUUUGCUCAAUUUUUCAUAAGCCCUCUGAUGAAAAGAGAUGCCAUUACCCGUGAACGUGAAGCGAUUGAAAGUGAAUUCCAAAUGGCCCUACCAUCUGAUUUUUACCGAAAGGAGCAACUAUUUUGUAGUUUGGCCCAACCCGGUCAUCCAGCGUCUAAAUUUGCUUGGGGAAAUCUAAUUACCUUAAGGGAUAAUGUCGUGGAUGACAAAUUGUACGAAGAACUUCACAAAUUCAGAGAGAGACAUUACAGUGCUCAUAGAAUGACUUUAGCCUUACAAGCCAGGUUACCUCUGGAUACAUUAGAACAAUACGUAAAGGAUUGCUUUUCAACUGUACCGAAUAAUAACUUACCACCCGAAGAUUUCAGCAGAUUCAAGGGAACCCAAUCAUUUGAAACGCCUGACUUCAAAAGGAUAUAUAAAAUUAAACCAGUUAAAGAUGUCUGUCAGGUAGAGCUAACAUGGGCUUUGCCUUCUUUGCAUCAUUUGUACAAGAGUAAACCUCACCAGUAUGUUUCCUGGAUUAUCGGUCACGAGGGAAAAGGAUCUUUAAUAAGCUACUUGCGCAAGAAAAUGUGGUGCCUGGAUAUUUUCAGCGGCAACGGAGAGAGUGCGUUUGAGCAUACUUCCUUGUAUGCUUUGUUUAGUUUAUCGUUGGUGCUGACAGAGGAUGGGCAUAAGCACUUAAAGGAGGUUUUGGAUGCCGUAUUUUCGUAUAUUAAGUUGAUGUGUAAAUCUGGACCACAGAAGCGGAUUUACGAUGAAAUUCAUCAGACUGAAGAAAAUAGUUUCAGAUUCACAGACGAAAUAUCUGCCGUAGAUUACGUUGAGAAUUUGUCAGAAAGUAUGCGUUUAUAUGCAUCAACUGAUUAUAUAACCGGCAGUGACUUGUACUUUGAAUACAAUCCAGAGGGUAUUAAAGCUUGUAUGGAUGCUUUAACUCCAGACAAUGUGAAUAUAGUACUGUUUGAUAAGAAGUUCAAUGACUCUGAAUUUGAUAAAGUGGAACCAUGGUUCAACACGAAAUAUACGGAUACAGAGAUACCAAAUGACUGGAUUGAGCACUGGAAAACUAUUGAGCCGUUACCAGAAUUCCAUUUACCUGAACCCAAUAUAUUCCUUACAGACGAUUUUACCUUAGUUCCAUUGCCAGAAGAUGUACCCAAGUAUCCAACGAAAAUACACAGUGAUCCUAUGUCUGAAGUUUGGUUUAGACCAGAUCCAAAGUUCAAAAUUCCAGAAUGCUAUAUGUAUUAUUACUUUAUAUCACCAUUGGCAUUAACUUCUCCUGAAAAUGCGGCGUUGAUGGACUUAUUAGUCACGAUAUUGAAACAAUUACUGGUCGAAGAACUUUAUCCUGCAAAUGCUGCUGAACUUAAUUAUUUAAUUUAUACAGGCGACAAGGGUAUUAUUGUCAAAGUAAACGGAUUCAAUCAAAAAUUGCCGCUCCUACUUGCUACAAUAACAAAAUACAUAGCUGACUGCCCAAAUUUAGCAACACAAAGUAUGUUUGACGUUAUGAAAGCUGAGCAGCUAAAGGUCUACUACAAUACGUUUUUGAAGCCUGGGAAACUUGUAAAAGAUGUGAGGCUGUCUAUUUUGAUGCUCGUACAUUGGGCAGCUGUAGACAGACAUGCAGCAGUUUCUGGUAUUGAAUUUCAACAAUUCCAAACAUUUGCCAAGGAAUUUACUCGCAACAUUUAUAUACAAUGUCUUGUACAAGGAAACAUUACGGAUGAAGAUGUCAUUAACCACACGCGCAAUUGUCUUGAGAUUCUACAAUGUCAAUCAUUAUUGCCAGACACUAUGCCUCAACUGAGAGUAGCUCAAAUACCUCUUGGAGUCCGGUGUUGUAGGGUGAAAAAUUUUAACACGACUGAUACAAACUCAGUGGUAACUAAUUAUUACCAAUCUGGAAUCGGGUCUACCAAGAUUUCCGUCAUUAUUGAAUUACUAAUAAUGUUAAUGGAAGAGCCUCUCUUUAAUCAGCUUCGAACGCAAGAGCAAUUGGGCUACAAUGUUUUUUGCCUCAUGCGCGAUACGUUCGGUAUUCUCGGUUAUUCUAUCACCGUUUGCACGCAAGCCGACAAAUUUACCACCGAGCACGUAGACGAAAGGAUAGAAACAUUUAUAAAAUCGUUCUUGAAAGUCUUAAACAAGAUGUCUGAAAAAGAACUAAACAAUAUUAAAGUUGCUUUAGUGAAACUAAAGCAAUGUGUAGACCUUCAUUUAAAAGAAGAAGUUAAUCGAAAUUGGGCUGAAAUUACGUCUAGAGAUUACAUGUUUGACAGACAGGAUAAAGAAAUCAGUGCAGUAAACAGCACAAAAAUUGUCGAGCUUAGAAAAUGGAUGGAAAAUCACGUAUUAGGUGGAAAUAAUCUUAGAAAAUUGAGCGUUCAAGUUGUUGGUAACCCACGAGAGAAGAAAGAAAUUGAAAAUGAGUCUGGUGAACAAAUUGAGGUAGUGAGGAAUGCUGAAGAAAAUAAGCGAAUGAAUGGGACAUCCAAGAAUGGUAUCGCCAAAUCACGUGAUUCUUUUGUGGAGAAUAAAAGUGAUUCUAAAUUCCCGUUGGAGUUUUUGACAAACCUAACAAAUGACAAGACGAUCAAACCACCUGAGUAUUAUAUUACAGACAUUGUGGGCUACAAGAAAAAUCUUCACGUAUAUCCAGCCAAUCGCAAUGCCAAAUAACGAUAGGCUAUUUAUUCCGGGGAAAUAAUAUUAUAAAAAUGUGAGGAAAUUUUUCCCAUGAAUUGAAUGUUGGUAGAAAAGAAAACAAUUCAUACAAAAAAUAGAAUCAUUGUUUGUUAACGACUGCUGCUAUCCGAUUCGUAAUAAUUUAUGUAAAUUACGAAAAGAAUUCAUUCUAAAUAACAAUCUGUAAUGCGGCUCAGA